Messenger RNA from Ylistrum balloti, 2156 nucleotides. RefSeq lists its product as uncharacterized. The record is from RefSeq and is a predicted model, not a curated record. The transcript has a single exon. Lineage: Eukaryota; Metazoa; Mollusca; Bivalvia; Pectinida; Pectinidae. Bases 516 to 1574 code for a protein of 352 amino acids.
AUAGAAAAACAAAUCUUCGGUAGGCAAUCCAGUCUAUACCAACUUUCUUCUUGUCGGACAAGGUGUCGUCGUAACAUCUCCGUCAGCGUUUCACAGGGUUUUUGACGUUAAAUGGUUUUUCCUCCGUCUGGACUGGAAAUGUGAACUGUUUUGUCAACCGCUCCUACUGUACUGUGAUUUCUUCGGCUUAAACGUCAUCAGAGCCCAGGUCACGACAUCAUCGAAUGCAGAUAGUAUCCACUGUUAGUCAGGUCAUCUAUGAUUCUCUGAAUUCAUUUUCUUCCCUCUAGUGUCAUUCUCAGCAUCUUUCAUGAUGAUGUUCAUGUCGAUCACAAACAAGGUAGGUGACACUGCGCAAUCUGUCAUUGUUUUCUAUAUAUUAAGUCCUUUCAUGCUGUGGUGAAGUUGUUAGCGAUGAACCUGAGUUGUAUACUAUCAAAGUACUUCUUCACGAUGCCUGGUGACAUAGUUAGGAAUGUGAUAAUGUUGCAAAGGUACCUGAAUCAGCUUUAGGGAUGCCUCCAUUUGCAUUUGCUAAUUUAGCCAACCCAAUGUCAAUAAGCUGCUUGGGUAGUCAGGUAACACAGUGGUUCGACGAACAUCUCACAUUCAAAGUAGCAAUCCAGGAAUUAUCCAAGUCAGCAAGUAGAGCCUUAGGUGCCCUCACUACAAAAUUCCUGAGUGUAGGAGGUAUGGAAUAUAAGCUAUCUACAAAACUUUUUGAAUCACUUGUACAACCUAUCUUAUUAUAUGGAGCUGCAGUAUGGGGACAUACGGAGCAUCGGAAAUUGAACAAUAUUCAAACGCGUGCCUUGAAACUCUUCUUAUGUGUCGGUAAACGUGCGUCAAACUUGGGUUCGUUAGGAGAUAUGGGAUGGACUUCAUUAGUAACAAAACAAAGGAUGGAGGUUUUUCGUCAAUACAUUCGUUUACAAAAUGUGGACGCAGAUCGUCUUCUUCACAAAAUUCAUAAAUGGUCUAUAAGAAGAGGAAACUCGUGGGAAGCUAGAGUUAAACGCCUAGCAUCAAAACUUAACAUUAGAGAUAUCAUAAACAGUGCUAAUAGUAAUAGGUGGAAAAUGUGUAACAUCGGGCGAAGCCUUCGUAUCCACGAUGAAGCUGUGUGGUUCACAAAACUCUGGACAGAUAAAGGAAUAAAUGGCAACAAACUGCGAACGUAUCGACGUUUUAAGAAAGAUAUGAUACCCGAUAGUUACGUGACGUCUAUUAUUCCAAGAAAUUAUCGUCGUGCAUUGUUGCGUCUUCGUUUGGGUUGUCUCCCCCUUUCCAUAGCGACAGGUCGAUAUACAAACAUUCCUCUAGAUGACCGCCUGUGUAAACAUUGUGAGAGUGGUCAAGUCGAAGACGAGAUAAACAUUUUCUAUGUGACUGUCCAGUUUUUAAUGAAAUUAGAACUGAUCUUUUUAAUGAAGCCAUUUACAGCCAUAUUACCAAACUUUCUUUUAUUAACUUCGUGUGAAAAAUUUGUAAGGUUAAUGGAGAUGCCGGAUAUUCAGUUUUUAUUAGCCAAAACAGUCUUUUUAAUGCUUAAGUACCGGCGCUCACUUGUGUAGGAAAUAUCAGUAUAUUUUGACUAGGUCUACAUGUAAUUAUCAAUACAGGACAUUAUAAUCGUAACUUUUAUUGUUUUAACCAUAACCUUAAUGCUUAACUAUAUAGUGUCUCAUAAGCCGAUAUCGGCUGGGUAUCACUUUUAUUAAUAACUGUUCAAUGUUGUUUUUAUUACUAUGUACUGUGAUAUGUGACACUCAAAUAAAAUAUAUUGAUUGAUUGAUUGAUUGAUUUGGUAACACAUUUGCCAUUCACCUAGCCGCCCGGGGUUCGAUACCUGGAAUGGGUGCGAUAAAGGUAUUGGGUCACCUGUCCGAACAGUUGGGUUUACCUCAGAUACACUGGUUUCCUCUCACAGUAAGACCCGUCGCGCGCUUCCACCUGGGCCAACACUAGUGAUUAAUAUAAGUUGGAAAAACUUGCUUCGCAAUUGUUGUAAAAUAAAUAAAGUUUAUAAAAAGAUAUCAUUUUUAAAAUGUCGCUCCUAUCAGAUGUAAUGAUAUCAAUCAUUCGAAUUACUUUUAUCACUAAAUUAAACUAAUGAUAUCACUAAACAGAAUUAAUAAUAUCUAUAAUUAGGUGUA